CAAGCAGUUUGUGAAUUACAAAUUUCUGGAGAUAGUUUAAAAAGAUUUGUGAAUACUAGGUGGACUUCAGCAUAUGAAUAUACUUUAUCUGUUGUUCAAUUUCAAUGUGCUUUUAUUAAAGAGCUAGUAGCAUCAGCAACUUUUUUGGAUAAUGAUGAUAAUGAAGAAGAUAUCUUGAUAAUUUUGAAUAUAAUACAUUUAAAUAAUGAGACAUUUCAAGUUGAUGAAUCUAAUAUUGAUAGUGAAGAGGAAUUAUAUAACUAUGAAGAGAUUGAUGAAAAUGAAUCAGUAAUCAGUAAUAAUGAAGGUCAAGAUGUAUUUGAUUUUGACUCUGCUGAUUUAGCAGCAGAGUUG
Molecule: messenger RNA, 354 nt
Organism: Racocetra persica
Lineage: Eukaryota; Fungi; Glomeromycota; Glomeromycetes; Diversisporales; Gigasporaceae
Source: the annotation of a GenBank genome assembly